AUGUAUGAAGAUUUGUUGGAAGAAUUUGUAGGUUGCCAAAAGGAGGGCCAGGCGGCGGAACAAAUAAUCCGUCGUUUUGGUUCCUACCUUGGCAGACAAUUAGAUGAAAAGUCUGUUGAACUCCUUCAAAUACACAGGGAGAGAUGCAAAGAGGGAUCAGCACUGGAAAUAAUACGUAAAUGUCUUGAGAAGCAGAUAGAGACGUCAUGUUGUUUAGGGAAUGGGGAAGAUGUGAAUAUUAAACUCAACGGCGUUGGAGUGAGGUUCACUAUUGAUCGACAUAUGGGAAUGCUUUUGCGUGAUUAUUUGGUUAUUCGUAACAACGGUGAAGUUGUGCUAGACUUCAAGGAUGGAGGAGGACGGUCACUUCAGAUCGAGCCAGGACGUAAGGAAGUGAUUCCUGGUCCUGUGACCCUGACAUAUUCUAUAAACAAUAUUCGAUAUACUUAUUACCUCGCAUUGACAACAAGAACAUCAUCAUCAAUUCAAGUGAAAUCCUAUGGGGGAACGCAUAGCUUGCUUGAUGAAUGUCAGGACGGUGCAGUAUUAUUUUAUAAAAAUAACUGGAAUCCGUUGCUGUCCAAUCAUUCAAUGAGACAGUUAAGUUAUAGACGUACACAUGAUGAAACCCAAAGACGUUUUGAUGUUUCUCAGAGUGAUAUAUAA
This is a messenger RNA of Paraglomus occultum, 666 nucleotides long. NCBI's taxonomy places the organism in Eukaryota, Fungi, Glomeromycota, Glomeromycetes, Paraglomerales, Paraglomeraceae. The record is from the annotation of a GenBank genome assembly.